Molecule: messenger RNA, 508 nt
Organism: Mesocricetus auratus (golden hamster)
Lineage: Eukaryota; Metazoa; Chordata; Mammalia; Rodentia; Cricetidae
Product: cytochrome b-c1 complex subunit 8
Exons: 3
Coding region: 155-403 (82 amino acids)
Biological process (GO): mitochondrial electron transport, ubiquinol to cytochrome c
Source: RefSeq, a predicted model, not a curated record
GACACGUUGAUCGGGUUUCCCCCUGGAGGCAGAAGGAAAAAAAAAAAAUAUGGUGCUCUCCGGAAAUGACUUCACGAUCUUCAGGCUCAGCUUCCGCUCCUUCCGGAAGUGACGCUGGAAGCCGGGCUCAGCGCGGUGGAGGGCCGCCGCCACCAUGGGCCGCGAGUUUGGGAAUCUGACGCGGAUACGGCACGUGAUCUCCUACAGCUUGUCACCCUUUGAGCAGCGCGCCUUCCCGCACUUCCUCAGCAAAGGCAUCCCCAACGUGAUGCGCCGCACUCGCGAGCGCAUCCUGCGCGUGGCGCCGCCAUUUGUGAUGUUUUAUUUGAUCUACACGUGGGGGAACCAGGAGUUUGAGCAGUCCAGAAGGAAGAAUCCAGCCAUGUACGAAAAUGACAAGUGAGCAGCACACUUCUGGAUGACAGUUUCCUGCCUUUGAAAGACCCGUCUCUGGGAGAAGAGUCUACAUUGUGGUGUCUUGAAGACACAAUAAACUACUUACAGGCUU